AUGCCCAAGUCUAUCGGAGGACUGACCUCUCCGAGGCUCUUUAACCUGUAUGUGAAUGCGCUGAUAGAGGAGCUCAGCAGAACGCAUGUAGGUUGUCAUGUCGGAGGGGUGUGCAUAAACAAUAUCAGCUAUGCUGACGAUAUGGUGCUGCUGAGCGCCUCUGUUUGCGGGUUGUCGAGGAUGAUUGGCAUUUGUCAGCAGUAUGCUGAAAAGCAUGGUUUAGUUUACAACACGAAGAAAAGCGAGUGCAUGGUCUUUCGGGCCAAGAAGAGAUGUCCGGCUCAGAUACCAAAAAUAAUUCUAAAUGGACACCCUCUCAAGAGAGUAGAUACUUUUAAAUAUCUUGGACAUAUUCUGACCUCAGACCUGGAAGACGAUGCUGAUAUUGAGCGGGAGCGUAGGGCGCUGUCUGUUCGUGCGAAUAUGAUAGCCCGUAGAUUUGCAAGAUGUUCGGAGAAUGUCAAGAUAACCUUGUUUAGAGCAUUUUGUACGUCUUUCUAUACGGGGGCUUUGUGGUUGAGUUAUACGCAGAAACAGUACAGCGCUCUGCGUGUUCAAUACAAUAACGCGUUCAGGAUGCUCUUGGGGCUGCCUCGCUUUUGUAGCGCAUCGGGUAUGUUUGCCAGCGCACGGGUAGACUGCUUCAACACAAUCAUGCGCAAGCGGUGCACGUCAUUAGUGAACAGGGUGCGGGGCAGCCGCAAUAGUAUCCUGAGCGCCUUUGCUGAACGUUUUGACUGUCAGUACAUGAACCACUGUUGUAUGGUUCAUGUACUGGCUAAUGUGAAAUUAUUGUUUUGA
Spodoptera litura is the source of this 801-nucleotide messenger RNA. The record is from RefSeq and is a predicted model, not a curated record. NCBI's taxonomy places the organism in Eukaryota, Metazoa, Arthropoda, Insecta, Lepidoptera, Noctuidae.